Molecule: messenger RNA, 390 nt
Organism: Mesorhabditis spiculigera
Lineage: Eukaryota; Metazoa; Nematoda; Chromadorea; Rhabditida; Rhabditidae
Source: the annotation of a GenBank genome assembly
AUGGGCAACAAAAAGUCGAAAGACCAGGAAGAUAAAGCAUUAUCGCCAUAUAGCAGCUGGGGCCACUCGCUGGACGAUUUGCUGUGCGGGGAUGGAAAAAUUUGUGAUGAUCGUUGGACGCCGAUUUCGCUGAGCGCGUGGAACGGUGAAAACGAAUCAGGCUCCGGGGGCUGUGGAAGUGGUUCGGGAUGGGGUACGAGGUGGAAAUAUUGGUCAGCGCAGCUACAACGAUUAUGCGACGUCACCGAACAGUACCGCUCGGGCAACGCGGUCGUUCGCUUGAUCGAAAUGCGCAGGAGGCGCGAGCAAGAAAAGAAAUAUCGCCAGCUUUCCGUUCACCACCUCCUGGAGCCACAGAUUCAUCAAGCUCCGGCUCGACAGGCCGUCGCA